UACAUACAGUUUUUUUCAUAGGUUAAUUUUGCAAAAAAAGGGGUGCAACACGAGGACUUCCCACAAGUCACCCAUCCUAGGACUACUCUCUCCCAAGCACGCUUAAUUACAGAGUUGUGAUGGGAUCUGGUAUAUUAGUGCUGGUAUAAUCGCACCCAAGUACAUACCAUUGAAACUGUUUUAAGACUUGAUAAUUAUAACUAGUCAUGAAGGAACUAGGAGGCAAAAGAAUGGCUGUUUUGGUAGGGUGCAAUUACCCAAAUACAGAAUAUGAGUUACAAGGUUGCAUCAACGACGUACUCGCCAUGAAAAAGAUGCUUAUUAAGAGGUUUGGGUUCGAAGAAAACGAUAUUGAGCUACUAACUGACGCACACGACUCUUCGAUUUCGCCUACCGGUGCUAAUAUUAAGAAGGCACUUGGUGAUAUGGUUGAUCGAGCUGAGGAAGGUGAUGUGCUUUACUUCCAUUAUAGUGGUCAUGGGACAUUGAUUCCUUCUUUGAAGCCAAAUGAGACUCAUAGGAAGGAUGAAGCUAUAGUGCCUUGUGAUUUUAAUCUCAUCACAGAUAUAGAUUUCAGGCAACUUGUAAACAAGUUACCUCCCAAAACAAGCUUCACAAUUCUUUCAGACUCAUGCCACAGUGGAGGCCUAAUAGACCAAGAGAAGGAGCAAAUUGGGCCUUUAGCAACAACAUCAAAGGCCCAAAACCACUCUUUUCGGGCCAGGCUCAUCACAUAUGACCAAGUCCUCCAAAAGCUCAAGCAACUCACAAACAUAGACACCCAAAACAUUAGCACACACAUCAAACAACACUUCAAGGACCAAGCUAGCCUUAGCUUCUCCCUCAAUGAAGCUGAUCAAGACCACAUAGGCCACCUCGAACGAGCAACCAAGGGCGAUUGUGGAAUUUUACUUAGCGGAUGCCAAUCGAACGAGACCUCAGCAGACGUAAACUUGGAAGACAAAGGUGGUACCGCCCAUGGCGCAUUUAGCAAUGCAGUUCAGGAUGUGUUGAUGCAAAAUGUGGGAAGGCUUAGCAAUAAAGAGGUGGUGAAUAUGGCUAGGAAUGUGUUGCAAAAACAAGGACAUAAACAACGUCCUUGUUUGUAUUGUAGUGAUGAGAAUUCUGAAGCUACUUUCUUGUUGCAACCAUAGGGAUAUCUUUGCUAGUCUGAGAUAACCAACCAUAACAUAUUGUUAUCAUUUAUUAAGUGCUCACCAUUUUAUAAAAAGAUUUGUAAUCAACUACUAUGACAUUACUUAUUGCACAAAUAUGAUGUCUUUGAUGAAUAUAAAGGGUCACCUUGUAUAUUUGUUACUCUCUCCCUUCCAAUGACUUUUUCUCUCUCCUCGUUACUCUCUCCCUCCCUGUGACUUCUCUUCUCAUUGGUGGAGUGGUGGGACAGUACUGGAGAAGUGGGACAUUGGUGGUGGAGUGGGAU
Molecule: messenger RNA, 1441 nt
Organism: Beta vulgaris subsp. vulgaris (sugar beet)
Lineage: Eukaryota; Viridiplantae; Streptophyta; Magnoliopsida; Caryophyllales; Amaranthaceae
Product: metacaspase-9
Exons: 2
Coding region: 207-1154 (315 amino acids)
Biological process (GO): proteolysis
Molecular function (GO): cysteine-type endopeptidase activity
Source: RefSeq, a predicted model, not a curated record